Cajanus cajan (pigeon pea) is the source of this 1424-nucleotide messenger RNA. Its product is annotated as dirigent protein 24. The record is from RefSeq and is a predicted model, not a curated record. Lineage: Eukaryota; Viridiplantae; Streptophyta; Magnoliopsida; Fabales; Fabaceae.
CCGAAAUCAGCUUCAUCAACAACAAAAUCGUCCUCUCAAAUCCUAGUAAAACUCAUAAUCCCCCAGUGAAGUACAAGUUCUUGUGUCUAAAAUGGCCAGCGUUUUCCUACACAAUGGUAGCACCCUCUGCCUCUUAUUCCUAACCACGACAUUAUUCAUUGCCAACUCAGCAAGGAUUCUAGAUGAAGUGGAAUCCCAACCCCAAGCCAUUGGCAAUCUACCAGCACCUGGAGUUGCCAAUCCUUCACUCACAACAGGUCCAGUUACCACUACACCACAGAUAGGUCCUGCCACCACUUUGCCAAGCGGCCAAACACCUACAGCCACCACCACAUCGCAGGCAGUUCCUGCCACCACUUUACCAAGUGGACAAACACCUGCAGACACCACCAUCACCCCUUCUGCAUCAGAAGACUCAGGAGAUGAAGAUGAUAAUGCAGACCCACCAGUUCCAGAAACAGAAGCCCCAGCUGAGGACACUAACAUCACCCCAGUGGCAACUCCAACCCCAGGGGAAACUCCAGAAGUCUCACCCAUCCCUGAUGUAACACCAGUAACACCAAGUGCAGUGGCAAAAGAGCCAUCAUUCGCUUUCUUCAUGCAUGACAUCCUUGGAGGGUCACACCCCUCAGCAAGAGUGGUGGCAGGAAUAGUAGCCAACACUGAUGUUACAGGCCUACCAUUCUCCAAGCUCAAUAACAACCUCUUCCCCAUCACUGGAGGAAUCCCUCUUGUUAACCCCAAGCUCAAUGGCAUCAUUACCAACAACAACCUCCCAAACCUAGUAGGCCUCAGUGGUGCACAAUCCUCCACUGUGUUCAAGAACAGUGGCACCAGCAACACUGUCACAGGCAGCAACAACCAGCCUUUUGUUUCAGCAGGCAACCUCCCUGCAGGCUUCACCAUCCAGAAGCUCAUGUUUGGAUCCGUGACAGUGAUCGAUGACCAGAUAACAGAAGGGCACGAGCUGGAUUCUGCUGUUAUCGGAAGGGCACAAGGGUUCUACUUAGCGAGCUCGUUGGACGGUUCAAGCCAAACAAUUGUGCUCACAGUGUUGAUGCAUGGUGGAGAACAUGAACAACACCAUGAUGGGGUGGAGGACAGUAUAAACCUCUUUGGGGUUCAUAGGACUGCUUCACAUGAAUCUGAGAUAGCUGUGAUUGGUGGAUCUGGGAAGUAUGAGAAUGCUAGAGGAUAUGCUGCACUUGAGACACUUCUGAAGGAGGAUCAGCACACCACUGAUGGGGUGGACACCAUCCUACAUUUCAAUGUCUAUCUCACUGAGUAGAGACUACCUGUGAUUGAUUGAUGAUUGGCCUUGCUAUCUGGUGUUUGAAUUUGAGUUUGUGUAUGGUUGUUUAAAUUGGCAAUGUCUCAGUUAAUGCUUGAUUAAGUUUGAAACAAAGCUCAUUCUCCUUCCUUUA